GCUCCCGCGCCCCCUCCCUUCUCCGUUCGCGUCGUAUAUUUUAAUUUACUGAUUAAGCGACAAACGCAUUUGUCGCCCUAGGCAGUCGCCUAGCUCGCCUAUGCCGAGCGCCGGCCCUGCUGAUACCUAUGGAUCAUCUGAUUUUUCCCUCUAGUUGCUAAAGCUCUAUCGAAUAACUUGUUACAGUGAUUAAGAUAUAUGAAUAAACCCAAACAUUUCUUUAGAUGAUUGACAGGCUCUUUGACAUAUUGAAUAGCCGAAACCCUCAUGCUAGAGGAUACAAAGCACCUAUUGGGAACCUCCAUUGGUGUUACAAGUUUGAGUUCCUGUCAAAGGCUAGGAAGUACUUGCUAGCAGUCAAAGAGGUUACUUUUUAAAUACUUAUUGCAUGUUGUUCUGAAUAGAGUUCAUGAUAUGCUAUUAUGCACAGAGUUCACAAUGUGUUGUUUUGCACGGAGUUCAUGAUAUGCUGUUCUGCAUCAGGUUUAAAAGAAGUUCUGUAUUUUUGUAGGUGGAGUUGGUAAUAUAAUGAGCAAUGUUGAUAAUUUAAAGUUAAUGUAGUCUAUAGCAUGUCUGCUAUGAUCAGUUCUACAAAACAUUUUGGAAAUUUAAGGUACCUGUCUGUCAUGGGGUUCGUUAUAAACAUUGACACUCUGAUGGGAAUGAUUCCUCAACUCCUGGAAGAGCAACAAUAUGUCCUGAACUACCGCUUCAGCCAGGAUCAUUUGGAGCUUCUCUUCAAUUCUAUCAGAGCAUCAGGAGGCUGGAAUAACAACCCAACUGCUGGACAGUUCCAGGGUAUCUUCCACAAGCUCAUCAUGUAUAGAUGUGGUGUCAAGCCGGUGGAUUCUGGCAACGUGAGAGGACAGGAUGCCACUGUCACCCUGUCAGCUGAGCACUACACCAGAGUCUCCCUUUCCGCUGCUGAGAUGUCCUCUGCAGAUGCCGCCACUGCUGAAGAGCUGGUUUCUCCAUUCCUGAACAUUUCUGCCCUUGUAGGGAACCACAGCUACCUCCCGACUCGCUUCGGUGCUCUAGUAGACAACGCACUGGUCUACAUUGCUGGGUUCGUUGUCCGGUGUAUUUUUCGCAGCCUGUCCUGUGUUGUGUGCCGUGCCAGCCUGGUGACAGAUGCUGUAGCUGUCCCAUUUGACCAGAGCUACCAUCUGCUGGAACUUCGUAAUAACGGUGGGCUGAUGAUUCCUUCAAAGGGAACUGUAAAGGUGGUGAGAGCUGCGGAGAGGGCAAUACGUCAACACUCUUCAGGGAAAGCCCCUGAUGAGGUUGUUGUAGCCCACUUUGUCAGAGAGGAAAUCGGGACAGAGGAUGUCUUUGCACUGGGGAGCCAUGUCCAAGAAAGCCAGUUUGGCAUUGACAAUCACCUGUCCCUCCUCCUGUCGCUGGUUGUCUGUCUUUAUGCGAAUACGGCUGCAUCAUAUCGCCAAAUUAACCUCGCUUACCGGGCAGAGAGGAAAUUCCCGAAAAGAACUUGAAAAAACCAUCCUGUUUCAAGGAUUUUCAAAACGACAGAUAUAGUUACAUAUAUAUAUAUAUAUAUAUAUAUAUAUAUAUAUACAUAUAUAGUAUUAAAUGUAUAAUUGUAAACAUACUGUACCAAACUACAUUAGGAUUAUAAAUCAAUAAAAAUUAUAUAUAAAGUGUAAAUAUAGUACAUCAAAUUAUAAAAACUAUUAUAGACCUGUGUAUAUAUAUGUACAUAUAUGGAUUGUAUAAAUAUAUAAAUUAUAAAAUAUAUAGUAUUUUAAGUUGCAUAUGUAUGGAUUGUAAAUAUCAAAUAUAGUGUCAUAAAUAAAGAAAAUUGUAUAUAGAUAGAUAUAUAAAAAGAUGAGGAACACAGGAAGUUAAUUUAUUAAAUAUUUAUUGUGCUUUUCUUUGUUUUGUAUUUUUCACAUGUUUAAUUUGUAUUUGAAUGUCUGAAAUAAAUUCAAUCAAUAGUU
This is a messenger RNA of Gadus macrocephalus (Pacific cod), 1958 nucleotides long. RefSeq lists its product as uncharacterized. Bases 570 to 1493 code for a protein of 307 amino acids. The transcript has 3 exons. NCBI's taxonomy places the organism in Eukaryota, Metazoa, Chordata, Actinopteri, Gadiformes, Gadidae. The record is from RefSeq and is a predicted model, not a curated record.